UUUUGUGAUGAUCAGACGAAACACAGCUGUCAAGGGGUAUUGAAAAUUUUCGACUACGGCCUGAUGGCAGGCGUUUCGUGCAAAGCAAUCAUAGUAAAAAAGCAACAAUUCGGAACGGUGCACUGUGAAAAUCGGCACGGUAGUGAGGUCUGUUGGAACGUUACUGGCAUCAACGGCCACUUGGCAGAACACGGGUUUUGUGCGCUGCUCGUGUUAAUUUUUCAGUAUGGCCAGCGGAAGUGAGAGCUCCGAUGAGUUUUACGAUGCACUGGAGGACAGUAUAGUGGCUAGAUCUUCGAUCGAAACUGAAGGAGGCAGGGCCACAAGUGGUGGUGGCAGCACUAGCAAAAGACGUUCCGCGAAUCGCACCGAAACGAGUCAUUCGGCGGAGCACGUAACCAGCAGAGAUCAUCAUGCAGCACCGUACACGGAAAGUUUGUCAUCCGUACAGCAAGACCGGAUCGGACAGCUUGUACCGAUCGUGGACAGCACCACGAGAAGGAGCCCUCUCAAACCGGCCACGAAAGGGCUCUCGGAAAGUGUGGCCUCCGCUGCCUUUGGUGACAAACCGUUCAAAGAACCGAAGUCGCUUCGUAGUCAGCGAUUUCACGAGUUGCGCCAAAGCAUGCAAAACGACGAAGACGAGAAUCCUGGCAAUAUUCUGACGCCUGACUCACAGAAUAGCUCCGUAGAGGGUAUGUACGUGACAAGCAGCAGAUCGAACUAUCCGUUUCGCGUGAUUGAAAGCGAUGUUGCCAGCAUCCACAGCAUUUCCUCACUCGGCAUUGUCGGGCGCAUAAUGGCGGGCGGUAGUAUAGAUGCAAGCGCGCACAGCGCAGCUUCAUCCAGUAUGAAGCAGAUGCAAGCGACGAGCAAACAACAAACCAGUAAAAAAGCCAGCAGCGGAACAGCAAAUACAGAUGUUACCAACAGCACAAAGCACCUUGCUAACUCGAAAACCACCGAUGCAGCGGUAUUCACGGUCCCUACCACUACCACCACCACCACCACCACCACCUCCGUACCAGAGCGCCCAGUGGCACCGCCACGUCGGAAGAAGAAGACGCGCAAACUGUCGAGCAGCUCGUCCGAGCAGUUCAACAUGAACGAAGGCCUUAAGCUACCACCGGCAGACAGCUCAUCGAGCGAGUUGCUUAUGGUGAAGCUACCACCACCGAUCGGUGAUGCGGGUGGCCGUGGUGUUGGGCUUGAACAGGCCACCAUCAUCACUACCAAGCACAGCAGCAGCACGGGAAGCAAUGGGGUGAGCAGUGCGAGCGGGUCCGACGUUACCACGACCGGUGGGGACAGCACCAGCGGACAAACGCUUCCAUCACCGGCCACGCUGGAAUCGAUCACGCGCGAAAUAGAGAACUCGUUUGAAGAGGCAGCGAGUGCGGUUGUGGUCACAAAUGGUGGUAGUGGUAGCGUUGGUGGUGGCGAAGGUUCAUUAAAGCGUAUUGCGCACCAAUCGUCCACAGCAAUGGCGCUCGGCGGCAGUCAGUCGAAAUGUAGCCAUAUCAGCCCAACGGGCAGCAUUAAGAGCAUUUCCGGUCCGUCGUCCCACGUCAGCUGGACGGACAAUGCGCAGGGGCUGAACAUUUACAAGGCAACCAAGGGCCAGUACGUGGUGAAGCCGACCGAUGGUGCAUUCAACAAAGCGGAAGGACCGUCCCGGGAUGAGAUUGCACGGGUCGAGCGUAUCCGGCGGGAAUUUUUCCGCAAUGUCGGUAGCGUCGGGGCGGGCGGUAGUGGUACGGGCAGUGUCGGCGGUGUACCGGGGCUUGGUGUCGGUGGGAUGAGCAAUCAUCGCAAAAACUACUCCUUCACCGGUACGAACAGUCUGGAAGGUGGUAUACGGCAUGGUAGCCAGACCGGCAAGCAGCUGCAUUUGCGCGAGCGCCGUAAAUCUGCGGGCGAUGAGGAACAGUUCAAGCAGAUGAACAUGUACGUACGUACGCGCACCAACUCGGGCAAGCAGCUGACGGAUAUGGAGAUACUCGAACAGGUGCCGGUGAAGAAUCUGGAUACGGGGGAAAACUUCCCACUGUCGGCAGUGGAGGAGAAGUUACCGCACUGUAUCAAUCCACUGUCGUUGCACAUCAUGCGCCUGACGAGCCAUAUCCCGGAAACGGACGAAGAGUCGGUUGGGCCGCAACCGGACUCGGACUCGAUACAGCCCGGGUACGAGGAGGAGCUGGAAGCGGAGGGAAUGGAGGGUGGCCGUUUGAAACGACGAACCGCACGGUUGAAACGAUUCUUCCGCUCGACGGCGAAGAAAACGGUCAACAAAGCGAAAUCGAUCGCGUCGGAAGUGUCACACGCACGGCACAAAGAGGAUGUAGCGGACAUACAGGAUGUGGGCAAUCCGGAGCAAAACAUUAAAAUUAAAGCGUCCAGCACGAACAAGGGACCGUACGAUUUUGCGAAGUUGCAGCACGUGCAGGAUCUGUCCGGGGAGCAUACGGUUGCGGUGUGGUGCAUGAAGUUUAGCAGCUGUGGACGGUUGCUAGCGACCGCUGGACAGGACCGUGUGCUCUGCAUCUGGGUGCUGAAGGAUGCCUAUCCCUUCUUUCAAACGAUGCGCACGAAGUACAAUGCGUACCAAAAAUCGUCACCAUCACCGUCGGAAGAGGCACUCAACACGACGUUCGUUUCCGUGUGCAAGGAUGAAUCGUUUUCGGCGGAACCGUCCGAUGAUCCAUCGCCGGGACCGUUUAUGUCACGUUCGUUUUGCACCUACACCGGCCAUACGUCCGAUCUGCUAGAUGUGUCCUGGUCGAAGAAUUACUUCAUCCUGUCCAGCUCGAUGGACAAAACGGUCCGGUUGUGGCAUAUCUCCCGGCGCGAAUGUCUCUGCUGCUUUCAGCACAUUGACUUCGUGACCGCGAUUGCGUUCCAUCCGCGGGAUGAUCGUUACUUUCUCAGCGGCAGCCUGGACGGUAAGCUGCGCCUGUGGAACAUCCCGGAAAAGAAGGUCGCCCUGUGGAAUGAGGUGGACGGACAGACGAAGCUCAUCACGGCGGCAAACUUUUGUGCGAAUGGUAAAUUCGCGGUCGUCGGUACGUACGAUGGGCGGUGCAUCUUCUACAACACGGAUCAGCUGAAGUAUCACACACAGAUCCAUGUACGGUCGACCCGUGGCCGUAAUGCGAUCGGGCGCAAAAUCAGCGGUAUCGAACCGAUGCCAGGUGAGGAUAAAAUUCUGGUCACAUCAAACGAUAGCCGCAUCAGGUUGUACGAUUUGCGGGAUUUAAAUCUUAGCUGCAAGUACAAGGGUUACCUAAACUCGUCCUCCCAAAUCAAGGCGUCUUUCAGCCAUGACGGCAAGUACAUCAUAUCCGGUUCGGAAAAUCAAUGCAUCUACAUCUGGAAGACGCACCACGAAUACACCAAGCUUAGCUCGGUUCGGCGUGAUCGAAGCGAUUUCUGGGAAGGUAUUAAGGCGCACAACGCCACCGUAACGUGUGCAAUAUUCGCACCCAAACCGGAGGCAAUUAUCAUGCCCGAUUUGGACGAAUUCAACCGCAGUGAUAUCACACUCAACGUAUCACUCGUGGAACAAGCCAUCAAAGCGUGCGGUGGAUAUGUGAUGGUAAGCGCCGACUUUAGCGGUUGUAUUAAGGUGUUCAUCAACAAAACGAAACCGAAGCACAGCAGCCUUCCGUACACGGCAAUAGCGGAUUGAACGGUGAUGCAUUCACGGUCGUUACACGGUGCCGAUCAGCAAUCAAAAUUUCUGUUCAAUUGUCCUUGUUUUUUUUGCUAUUU
Messenger RNA from Anopheles funestus (African malaria mosquito), 3771 nucleotides. RefSeq lists its product as uncharacterized. Lineage: Eukaryota; Metazoa; Arthropoda; Insecta; Diptera; Culicidae. The transcript has 9 exons. Gene Ontology annotation, molecular function: protein binding. The coding region runs from base 227 to 3688 and encodes 1153 amino acids. The record is from RefSeq and is a predicted model, not a curated record.